AUGAAUAAAUCCACAAAUUCGUUAGUAACCAGAUUUGAAUAUAAGUAUUUAUUUUAUGCCUUAUCAUUUGUAUCAAUAAAUUUAGGAAUAUGUAAUGAAUAUAUCAAGAAAAAAAAAUUAGCAUUUAAAGAAAAGGGGGAACCCAAAAUAUACUUUUAUUUAUCUAACGAUAAUUUUGAAUAUAUUGAUAGAAAAAAGUAUAAUAAUAGAAUCGAACAAAUAUGUAAUAAUUUUAACGUGCCAAUAAAUUAUUUUUGGAAAGGGGCAAAUAAUUACUUUCCAAUAGAUUAUCAUUUACAAUAUUUAAAUAAUGUUUUUGAAAAAUUGAAAAAAAAAUUAAAAAAUGUUUUGGAAAAAGAAAACCAAUUUGAUCAAAUUGUAGACAAACUUGUUGAAGAAAUUGUAACACAUUUUAAUGAGCAUGCCCAUGACACAAAAUUGGCAAGUUUGGCAAGUUUGGAAAAAAGGGAGGAAUUUUUAAAAAACUUAAAUUUUGAGCAUCUAAAGGAGUUUAUAUUAAAGCGAAAAAAAUUGGAGAAAAAAAAAAUAGAGAGAGAAAAAGCAGAUGAUAUAUUAGACAGUUUUAUUGAUGAGUUAUAUGCAUACUGUUAUUUAUAUUUACUAAUUAAUUAUAAACGAAAUAACUUUUUUGAUUUUAUAAAAAUUAAAAGAUCUUAUAGACAUUGUAGUGAAAAUGCUUCAAAAGAUAUCGGCAUCGAAAUAAAUAAUUAUCUCGGAAUAGGCGGCGAAAAUGGUGGUGGCAGCGAAAGUGGUGGUGGCAUUUCCGAGGUUUUAGAUAAAAAUUCGAAUUACAUUAAUCAAGCUUCUUAUGUGUUAAAUAUUGAUACAAUAAAUGAAAUUAAAAAAAGUUUAGAAAAAUAUGGAGUAGUUGUAUUGAAAAAUUUUUUACCAAAAGAAAAUGUAAAGAAAAUAAAAAAAGAAUUAUUUUUGGAUUCAAAAAAUAAUGUAAAUGUGUCUCCACUUUUAAUGGAUAAAGAUGCAAAUGUAUUUUGUAUUAGACCAACAAGAGGAAGACAAUAUUGUAUAAUUCGAAAUAGUAAAAUAAGUGAUAUAUUUGUAAAUAUACAACAAUAUUGGUUAAAUAUUAUUUAUUCAUAUUUACCAGUAGGAAUAUAUGAAAAUAUUUUUAAUAUUUUUGAUAAAAAUAGUAUAUUAAAUAAUUCCGAAUUAAAUAAAUUAAAUAUCAAAAAUGAAUAUAAUGAUAAAUUGUUUAUAUCAGAAUUACAAUUAUUAAAUAAUGAGCCUCUAAGUGAGAUACAAUCUUAUCAUGUUGAUAAUGGAGUAAGUGGGUUAAGUAUUAUUAUGCCUUUAAAUAAAAUAAAUGAAGAAUCUGGAAAUUUUGAAUUUUUUUUAGGAACCCAUUUAUUUUCUUAUUUAAAAGAAAAUGGAAAUUUAACAACAUAUAAUAAGGGAUAUAAAAAUAGUCGAAUUAAAAAAUCUAUUUAUAAUUUUAAACGUUUUAUGAACAUAUAUUAUCAAACAGGAUCAGAAUUUAUACCGAAAGUUCAAGAAACAGAUUUAAUUAUUUAUGAUUCUAGAAUUAUACAUAGAGGAAUGUCUAACAAUUUGUGGGUUAAAAAUUCAUCUCUAAUUUAUCGAUAUGACUAUAAAAAAUAUCCUCCCCCAGGACAAGAUUUUAUUGAUAUUAUAUCUUAUAGUUUUAUUGGAAAAUGUAUUUCUUUCUUUAAUACAUUAGGUCGAUAUAUAUAA
Plasmodium yoelii is the source of this 1731-nucleotide messenger RNA. RefSeq names its product conserved Plasmodium protein, unknown function. The record is from RefSeq and is a predicted model, not a curated record. Lineage: Eukaryota; Apicomplexa; Aconoidasida; Haemosporida; Plasmodiidae. Bases 1 to 1731 code for a protein of 576 amino acids. The transcript has 2 exons.